AUGCAGUCGCAGCACGAUAUCCCAGAUGCGGGGCCCAAGUUGGUCAACCGGCUCGCGCAGAGCAAAUCGCCUUAUGUGCGCGGGCAUAUGAACAACCCGGUGGCGUGGCAGCUUUGGGACACCGAGGCGAUUAAUCUCGCCAAGAAGUACAAUCGCAUGAUUUUCCUCAGUAUUGGUUAUUCGGCCUGUCACUGGUGCCAUGUCAUGGAAAAGGAGUCAUUCAUGUCACCAGAGGUGGCCGCUAUCCUUAACGAGUCCUUUAUUCCGAUCAAAGUGGAUCGAGAAGAGCGACCGGAUAUCGAUGAUAUUUAUAUGAACUACGUUCAAGCUACCACUGGCUCCGGCGGUUGGCCUUUGAACGUCUUCCUCACCCCCGCUCUAGAGCCUGUCUUUGGCGGCACAUACUGGCCCGGUCCCAAUUCGACGACGUUGCUGGGCCCGGAUACGACCGGCUUCGUGGAGAUUCUUGAAAAGCUAAGAGACGUCUGGCAGACACAACAACAGCGCUGCUUGGAGAGUGCCAAGGAUAUCACCAAACAGCUUCGAGAGUUUGCGGAGGAGGGAACACACUCGCAACAUGAGGAACGAGACGAUGACGAGGAUCUCGAUAUCGAGUUGUUGGAAGAGGCCUACCAACAUUUCGCAUCCCGAUACGAUUCCAUUAAUGGCGGAUUUGGCCGCGCCCCGAAAUUCCCCACACCUUCGAACCUCACGUUCCUGCUUCGUCUUGGUGCAUACCCUAGCCAGGUCACGGAUAUAGUUGGCCAGGAGGAAUGUGAAAAGGCGACGGCCAUGGCGGUUACUACUCUGGUGAACAUGGCCCGAGGUGGUAUUCGGGAUCACAUUGGCCAUGGCUUCUCACGGUAUAGUGUGACGACCGACUGGAGCCUGCCUCAUUUCGAAAAGAUGUUGCACGACCAAGCGCAGCUGUUGGAUACCUACGUGGACGCAUUCCGGUUAACCCAUGACCCGGAACUGCUCGGUGCUGUCUAUGAUCUUGCUGCUUAUUUGACGAGUGAGCCCUUGCAAUCUCCGACGGGAGGAUUCUUCUCGUCAGAGGAUGCCGACAGUUUCCCCAGCCCGAACGAUACGGAAAAGCGAGAAGGUGCCUUCUAUGUGUGGUCCUUGAAGGAGCUCACUCAAGUUCUCGGCCCGCGAGAUGCGCCCGUCUGCGCUCGCCAUUGGGGUGUGCUGCCCGACGGGAACGUUGCGGCUGAAUACGACCCACACGACGAAUUCAUGAACCAGAAUGUGCUGUCCAUCCGCGCCACGCCGAGCAAAUUGGCCAAGGAAUUCGGCCUGAGUGAAGAGGAAGUGGUAAAGAUCAUCAAGGGCGGGAAGCAGAAGCUCCAUGACUACCGCGAGAAGACUCGCGGACGGCCCGAUCUUGACGACAAGAUCAUAGUGGGCUGGAAUGGAUUGGCGAUUGGCGCGCUCGCCAAGUGCAGCGUCCUAUUCGAAGAGAUCGAAAGCUCCAAGGCUCUCCAAUGUCGCGAAGCGGGGGCACGUGCCAUCAGCUUCAUCAAGGAAAAUCUCUUCGACAAGGCCGAAGGGAGACUUUGGCGCAUCUAUCGUGAUGGCAGCCGCGGUGACACCCCGGGCCUUGCCGACGACUACGCCUACCUGGCCAGCGGUCUGCUGGACAUGUACGAGGCGACAUUUGAUGACAGCUAUCUUCAAUUCGCCGAGCGAUUGCAAAAAUACCUUAACGAUAACUUCCUCGCCAAGACCGGAUCCACGCCCGCUGGCUACUAUAACACACCUGCAAGUAUGACCCCUGGCAUGCCCGGCCCACUCUUCCGCUUGAAGACCGGCACGGAGUCUGCGACGCCAUCUGUCAACGGCGUGAUCGCCCGUAAUCUGCUGCGCCUGGCCGCCUUGCUGGACGACGAUAGUUACCGGACCCUUGCGCGCCAGACCUGCAACUCGUUCGCCGUCGAAAUCAUGCAGCAUCCCUUCCUGUUCGUGGGGCUUCUGGAUGUGAUCGUGGGCCUUCAGAUUGGGACGCGGACAAUCACCGGGGUCUUUGGCACUUCGGACAUUACCCACGACCCUGUCCCACGCGGCGACAGUCUCCUCGGACGGCGCGACGAGCCCGUGGCAGCGCGUGACCUGGUCGCACGACGUGUCCGAUCCGAGGCCGGGACCGGCUUCUGCUCGUCGACUGUCGUGGCAUCGCUCGUCGAUGUGCGACCCUCGCAUCGGAAGGACUUUGUGGGUAACCAGUCCUUCUGGUUGAAGGGACGCAAUCCGCUGUACAAGGAUCUAGACGCGGCUGACCCGCCGAAGAAUUAUCUGUUGUCUGGCCAUUCCCGUUCACCGUCGUUCGUUGCCGGGAGCCAGUGGACACUUGUCAUGCCUAGUGUGAUGGCCGAUGUCAUGCCCACCGAUGGCCGUGAGCCAAGGACGGAGCCAGGUCCGGAUCAGCAACGCCCAAUUUCCAGACCCAAAGCACAUCAGUGGGACGAUCGCCGUGUCUCUGAAUUUGCGGAUUCGAUGGAUUCGUUAGUCCGCCAGGGAUCCAUCCGAUGUCUCUGCACGUUGUGUACCAUCGUAGGAUCUUCCCCAGGUUGGGUUCCUGUAGUUCCUGGAUGGAAUCGUCAUCGAUCGGCUAUCCUGACACGCGGGAUCAACUGUGUCUCGGCUCAUUUUGGGGCUGCGAUGGUGAAACAGAGGGUGCAGCAGCCGCAGUGUCCGGGGGACCCUCCCGUAAUCAAUGUGAAAAACAGGGCCGUGCAGGCGGACAGCCCGGAGCCAGUCCCAGAGCGAAGAUGGGCCAGUCUGCGUGGCCAGCCCAAAGCCAAGUUUCCUAGUGGCGCCGCCGUUGCGGUGGGUAAUCUCCCCGGGUGA
Messenger RNA from Penicillium argentinense, 2850 nucleotides. Its product is annotated as thioredoxin domain-containing protein. The transcript has 5 exons. Gene Ontology annotation, biological process: carbohydrate metabolic process. Lineage: Eukaryota; Fungi; Ascomycota; Eurotiomycetes; Eurotiales; Aspergillaceae. Bases 1 to 2850 code for a protein of 949 amino acids. The record is from RefSeq and is a predicted model, not a curated record.